Molecule: messenger RNA, 1573 nt
Organism: Arvicola amphibius (Eurasian water vole)
Lineage: Eukaryota; Metazoa; Chordata; Mammalia; Rodentia; Cricetidae
Gene: Syt1
Product: synaptotagmin 1
Exons: 5
Coding region: 1-750 (249 amino acids)
Biological process (GO): synaptic vesicle endocytosis; calcium ion-regulated exocytosis of neurotransmitter; cellular response to calcium ion
Cellular component (GO): synaptic vesicle membrane; dense core granule; axon
Molecular function (GO): calcium-dependent phospholipid binding; clathrin binding; syntaxin binding
Source: RefSeq, a predicted model, not a curated record
AUGGGGGGAACAUCUGAUCCGUACGUCAAGGUCUUCCUGCUGCCUGACAAAAAGAAGAAAUUUGAGACAAAAGUUCACCGAAAAACCCUCAACCCUGUCUUCAAUGAACAAUUUACUUUCAAGGUGCCGUACUCGGAAUUAGGUGGCAAAACUCUGGUGAUGGCUGUGUACGAUUUCGAUCGCUUCUCCAAGCAUGACAUCAUUGGAGAGUUCAAAGUUCCUAUGAACACUGUGGAUUUUGGCCACGUAACCGAGGAAUGGCGUGAUCUCCAGAGUGCUGAGAAGGAAGAGCAAGAAAAACUGGGGGACAUCUGCUUCUCCCUCCGCUACGUCCCUACUGCCGGCAAGCUGACGGUCGUCAUUCUGGAAGCUAAGAACUUGAAGAAAAUGGAUGUGGGUGGCUUAUCCGACCCUUAUGUCAAGAUUCAUCUGAUGCAGAACGGCAAGAGGCUGAAGAAGAAGAAGACAACCAUUAAGAAGAAUACGCUUAACCCCUACUACAAUGAGUCCUUCAGCUUUGAAGUUCCUUUCGAGCAAAUCCAGAAAGUGCAAGUGGUGGUGACGGUUUUGGACUAUGACAAGAUCGGCAAGAACGACGCCAUCGGCAAAGUCUUUGUGGGAUACAACAGCACCGGCGCGGAGCUGCGACACUGGUCAGACAUGCUGGCCAACCCCCGGCGACCCAUCGCCCAGUGGCACACUCUGCAGGUCGAGGAGGAGGUUGAUGCCAUGCUGGCCGUCAAGAAGUAAGAGGAAGAAGAAGCCUUUCUGCGUUUGCCCACCUAGUGCUCUUUAGCCGGUAUCUGUAAAUACCUCAGUAAUAUGGGUUCUUUCAGUUUCCAGCCACGCAUUCCUAACAAGAGUCAGUGGUACUUCAGACCCUGUUUUGAUUUGCACAAAUUUCAGUGUAGAGAGCUCCCAUGCCCUUCAUCCAUGCCACUGCCCUCCAAAUCUACUCUUCUUUUAAGCAAUAUGAUGUGUAGAUAGAGCAUGACUGAAAUUAUGUAUUGUAUCACACCGUUGUAUAUACCAGUAUGCUAAAGAUUUAUUUCCGGUUGGUGUAUUUGUAUGUUGUAAGCGUUUCCUAAUCUGUGUAUAUCUAGAUGUUUUUAAUAAGAUGUUCUAUUUUAAACUAUGUAAAUUGAUGGAGAUAUAGGAGAGCUGAUAAUAUAUUAUAUGGUAAAUAUAGUAUCGUCUGCAUUCCAGCAAAAAAAUACCGACUUGAAAGGCACUGGUACCGUGAAACUGACGUCUUAAAGGACAACUUAAACCUGAGCUUUCUAUUGACAUUUGAGUACCAAGAUUUGCCCGCACGACAUCUUCGGUGGGCGAACCCCAUUCUGUAGAAUUCUUUCACAGGCAAAUAGCAUGACCCGAGCAGCAUCCAGGCUGACCUCAAGGAAGCGAAGCCACGACCCAGAAUAGCAUCUGUCUGUAUGUCUCUGCAAAGCUAAAACCAUGACUUCACUCUUACGUUCAGGGAAGCGAGUUCAGUGAGUUCCUAUGACUGCAUCAAAGAGCAGCACCAGGCUGGUGUUCUCUGCGCGAGCGCGUGCGUGCAUGCAUGCGUGCG